Coccinella septempunctata (seven-spotted ladybird) is the source of this 1659-nucleotide messenger RNA. RefSeq lists its product as uncharacterized. The transcript is spliced from 4 exons. NCBI's taxonomy places the organism in Eukaryota, Metazoa, Arthropoda, Insecta, Coleoptera, Coccinellidae. The coding region runs from base 25 to 1659 and encodes 544 amino acids. The record is from RefSeq and is a predicted model, not a curated record. Gene Ontology annotation, molecular function: catalytic activity.
GUAGGAAGUGGAAAACCCGAUGGAAUGUCAAUAAAAGGAGCCAUCAAGUAUGGAUAUCUUCACGUCUGUAAACUCGACCCCAGCCUGAAACCGGAGGCUUUGGUUGAACAUCUCAACACCAAUGGUUUCAAUAACAUAAUAUGUGAAAAAUUGGAAUCCAAGAGACCAGAAGAAUACUCCUCUUUUAAGUUAACUGUACCUGCUCAGAAUUUCGAAGAAAUCAAGAACCCUGCUUUAUGGCCAGAAGCUGUCACGGAGCACUGGCAGAGUACUGCGGAACUGGAGGCACUUGCAAUCGAUGGUUUCAAAUUGGCAUCUAAAUACUGUAGACCGAUAAACUGUCAUGGUGAAUGCGCAGUUUAUUGUAGAGAUGGAAUCGUGUACAAGGAACGUUUUGAUUUCGUGAAUAUCAGCAUCCCGUACGUAUUUGAGUGUUCUGCGAUUGAAACAACUAUAAACAAUGUACAGUUAACAAUAAUUUCUAUAUAUCGACCAAAUAGCUAUCCCAGAUGUGAUAUCAAUUUGUUUUUUGAAAAACUUUACCAUCUUCUUGAAAAACUCACUAAUUCCAAUAGUCAUUAUAUAAUAGCUGGAGAUUUUAAUAUAAACAUACUUGCCAAUACCUCUGAAACUCAAAAAUUUAUAUCAAUUCUCGAAGGCUUUGGUGCAAGUCUUUCAGUUCAUGAACCAACCCGGAUUACAUCCAACUCUGCUACUUGUAUCGACAAUUUUAUAACGAAUUUAAACAGUUAUGAUGCCAUUGUUGUUCCAUCCCAUAUAUCAGAUCAUACAUCCCAGUUAUUGUCUUUUCCUGUUGGUGAAGCUGAUUUUAAAUCCGUCCCAAAGCAAAUUCGCCUGAUUAAUGUAAUAAUCUCAGAUGAGGUCAUCAGGACUGCGAAGGCUAUGGAAAACAAAGGUUCUUUUGGAUAUGAAGGAAUACCCAUGACAGUUAUCAAGAGGUCAAUUGAAGUUGUUGCGAGACCGGUAGCUCAUAUAAUGUAUAUGGCAUUCAAAGAGGGUGUCUUCCCAGAAUCUCUCAAGAUAGCUGUUGUAAAACCAUUCUAUAAGAAAGGGAAUAGAGAUGAUCUUGAUAAUUAUCGUCCGAUAAGUCUGCUUACUUCAUUUUCAAAAUUAUUCGAAAAGGUUCUGACAAGGAGCACGGAAACCGCUAUAUUUGAACUGACGAGAUCGAUUCUUAGAGCACUGGAGGGCGGUGAGAUUUCGGCGGGGCUAUUCCUCGACUUCUCCAAAGCUUUUGACUGCGUCAUCCAUGACAUAUUAAUUGAUAAACUUUACAGCUACGGUAUCAGAGAUAAACAACUUGAUCUGAUUAGGAGCUAUCUGGAGGGUAGAGUCCAGAGAGUAUCCAUGGAGAUCGAUGGUGCUAUCUUCAUUUCGGACGAUGAAAUCUUGCGCUUUGGGGUACCUCAGGGGAGUAUCGCGGGACCAUUAUUUUUUCUGGUUUAUAUAAAUGACCUGCCAGAGUACAUUUUCAUCGAGGAGCCCAUUAUGAUGAACGCAAUUUUUCAAGUAAAUGCAAUUGACGGAGAGGAAGGGAACCGCUAUAUGAUAGAAGAAAAGGAGGAUGGCGAAGACGUAGUCCUGCGUAUGCGGAUGAUACUAAUAUAUUGGUUGCGGCUACCAACAUAUCUGAGGUAG